AACAAGCAUGGCGGAUUGUAUUAGCUGACAUAGGUUACUGAGAGAGGAAAGAUGCAUUCCUUGGAUAACCCCGACGAGAUGGAUGCGGAGCUAAAAAUUGGGACUUCGGGCCCCCCUCCCAUGGAUCCAGAUAAAUAUUAUGUGAAUGCUGGAGAAGAGGACCAAAUGGAAAUAACUGGUUACAAAUUAAAUAGACUAAAGCAAAUCAUUACAUGGUUCUUCAUCAUCCUGACAUUAGGUCUGCUGAAAUUAUUCUUCUACUGGUUACCUCACAUCUUUUUACAAUGUACACAUGACAAAUGCACCUUGUCUGAAGCUCAAGCAGUACUAUUAACGAAUUAUUAUGCUCAGUAUUUUGUGUCAACUGUUGAAACUGCUACCAGAGAUGGAACAAGGGUUCGUCUACUACCAACCAAAACUAAAUAUUUAUAUAAGAAAGGUCAGUCACAGCCUGUUAUUACUUACCAAGAAUCAUUGAAAGAUGAAAAUCUUAUGCAUUACUUUAUAAGUAUGAAAGUUAAGUACAUCUGGGAUGGAGAAAGAAAUGAAUUUAUUAAAUUACGCGGACUUGAAAGUGGAAGUACAUGUGCAUAUCUACAUCGAUGUAAUGGUCUCUCUCUUAAUGAUCAAAUAAAAAGGCGUGUAUUAUAUGGACUGAACUCUAUAGCUGUUCAUGUGACACCAAUCUGUGUCCUAUUAUUUAAACAAGUAUUGUCUCCGUUUUAUAUCUUUCAAGCGUUUAGUAUGUGUGUAUGGUAUGCUGAUGAGUAUUAUAUUUAUGCCACUUGUAUCAUAGUUAUAUCAGUCUUCUCAAUCGUUGUCACCAUUUAUCAAAUCAGAAAAAUGCAAAGGGCCCUAAGAAACACAAUAUCAUCUUCAACUAUUGUAACAGUAUGUAGAGGAAAUGAUGUGUAUGUUGAUGUACCAUCAGAAGAUCUUGUACCAGGUGAUAUAAUAGAAAUACCAAGACAUGGAUGUAUGAUGCAGUGUGAUACAGUUUUACUAAGUGGAAAUUGUAUAGUAAAUGAAAGCAUGUUAACAGGUGAGAGUGUACCAGUAACUAAAACACCACUUCCUAAUCCACUUCAGUUACCUGGUCAACCAGAACUUCUAUUUGAUAUGAAAACCCACUCACGUCAUGUUUUAUUCUGUGGUACACAAAUCAUACAGACUCGCUAUUAUGGUUGCAAGAAAGUACGAGCUAUUGUUUUAAGAACUGGUUUUAUUACAGCAAAAGGCGAGUUGGUCCGUGCUAUUUUAUAUCCCAAACCUGUUGACUUCAAGUUUAAUCGCGAUACCUACAAAUUUAUCGGAAUAUUAGCUUUUAUUGCGCUCAUGGGAUUUGUCUACACACUUACACUAAUGAUUAUUGAUGGAGAUGAAGUUGGGGAAAUCAUUUUAAGAUGUCUAGAUUUAGUAACAAUUACUGUACCUCCUGCUUUACCAGCUGCUCUUGCUGUUGGAGUUGUCUUUGCUCAAAUGCGUCUUAAAAAGUCUUCCAUUUUCUGUAUUAGUCCUAAUUGUAUUAAUAUCAGUGGUGCUGUAAAUGCUGUCUGCUUUGACAAGACAGGAACCUUAACUGAAGAUGGUUUAGAAAUGCGAGGAGUAAUACCUGUUCGAAAACAAAGGUUUGAACCGGAAAUACAAAAUAUGAAAGAAUUAGAAAGAGGAGGAUUAUUAAAUGCCAUGGCAACCUGUCAUUCUCUGACUAUUAUUGAUGGAACCAUUAUGGGUGAUCCACUUGAUUUAAUAAUGUUUCAUUCCAUCGACUGGAAAUUAGAAGAACCUGGUCAAGAAGAAUCAAGAUUUGACAUGAUGGUACCAACAAUUGUUAAACCUCGAACAUCUCCAUUUCUUGUUGGCUCAACAGAACAGCUUCAGGGGGAAGAUAUUGGAGUUGUUAGACAGUUUCCAUUUUCAUCUAGUUUACAGAGAAUGUCGGUUAUUGUGAGAAGUUUAAGUGGUAGUAAUUUUGAGUUGUAUGCCAAAGGUUCUCCUGAGAUGAUUGCUAGUUUAUCUUUACCAGAAACAGUACCAGAAAAUUUCCAUGAGAUUUUGACAGAAUAUACACAGCAUGGUUACAGAGUAAUAGCUGUAGCAUGUAAACAACUUCCUUCUAAAUUAAACUAUGUUAAAGUACAGAGGAUAGGCAGAGAUCUAGUAGAAACAGAGUUAACUUUCCUUGGUCUGCUGAUAAUGGAGAAUAAGAUCAAACCAGAGACAGCACCUGUUAUAGCAAAUUUAAGAAAUGCCCUGAUUAGGACCAUCAUGGUUACAGGAGACAAUAUGUUAACUGCUCUCAGUGUAGCACAAGAAUGUGGUAUGGUUGAUCAAGGUGAUCGUAUUAUACUGGUUCAAGCAUAUCCUCCAGUAGAUCUUAAAGCACCAGAAAUAGACUUUGUUUAUGCUGGAGACAGUACCAAGAAAGUUGUAGAGGUCAAAUCCCAAAAAGGAACAAUGAUCGAGAUUGAUGAAGAAAACCAGCGCUUCCAUUUUGCAUUGACGGGUAAAUCAUGGUCAGCUUUGAGACAAUAUUUUCCAGAUAUUAUUCAAAAGAUACUAGUGAGAGGAGCAGUUUUUGCUAGAAUGGCACCAGAACAAAAAGCUCAACUAGUUGAAGGUCUCCAGAAUCUAGGGUAUUAUGUAGCUAUGUGUGGCGAUGGUGCUAAUGAUUGUGGUGCAUUAAAGACAGCUCAUACGGGUAUAUCUUUAUCAGAGGCAGAGGCUUCUGUUGCUUCCCCUUUUACAUCGAAAAAACCAACAAUAGAAUGUGUACCUAAAGUUAUCAGUGAAGGUAGAUGUGCGUUGGUAACAUCAUUUGGAAUAUUUAAAUAUAUGGCGCUAUACAGUUUAACCCAGUUUGUAUCAGUAUUAAUAUUAUAUUGGAAUGGUGCUAACCUCACUGAUGCAGAGUUUUUAUAUAUUGACCUCUUCUUAAUCACAACCUUAUCUGUUACCUUCGGUUAUACUGCACCAUAUGGACAACUAGUUAAAGAUUUACCACCUUCUAGUUUAGUAAGUCCAGGACCAAUAUUAUCAUUGAUAUCACAAGCAGCUAUACAGAUAAUCUUCCAAUUGUUUAGUUAUUUGUAUGUAGCAACACAACCCUGGUUUAAAGAGUUUGAAGAGAAUGAUGAUUAUGAUUAUGCAAGUCAUGAGAAUACGGCCGUAUUUCUUGUAUCAUCUUAUCAAUAUGUAGCUUUAGCUGUAGCUUUCGCUAAAGGAGCACCAUUUAGAAAAACUAUCUUCUCAAAUUAUCUUUUUUUGAUGAAUUUGUUGAUAUGUUUUGCCGUGUCGCUAUGGCUUACUAUUUAUCCUACAGACUACUUUGCUGGAGUAAUGGAGUUAAGUCCAUUUCCAGAAAUUACGUUUCGUCUGAUAUUUGUGGGAAUAGGCGUUGCUAAUUUUGCUGUUUCAUUAUUAUUAGAGAUGUUCCUUAUUGAUAAUGUAUUAAUUGUGAGAAAGUGUAAAGGAAGCUGUACUUGUUGUAAAGCAUCAGAUUAUGACUAUACCGUUAUUGAGAAAGAAAUAGAGGACGAUCCAACAUGGCCACCUCUAGAUCCAUCAGGACAGGGAUUGGCGCAGUAUUUACAGAGAUUAGAAAGCAUGAACCAGAUGCCUCCAAAAGAUGGGAACGGCAAGCCAUCAUCGGCUACACUAGAAGAAUUAUUAGAAUCAACUGAUGAUGGAACAAAUCAAAUAAACCAAAGAGUACAAAACAAAGAAGACUCCAAUGUGGCAGUAGGAAACAAUGAUAAUUUCAUAACCUCUUUAUGAGAAUGACAGCACACUUCUUGAGGACUGCAUUAUCAUUUUAUGAGAAUUACUUCAUACUUAAUAUGCACUACAUCAUUGUCGUAUAAGCACUGAAAAGAAAGUAUUACGUGAUGAGUGUAGAGUUUAUGUAAAUGUUUACUCGCAAUAUAUAGCCAAGAUAUAUAUAUAUACCUAAAGGUUUACGCAAUAUAAACAAUAAACCAAAUUAUGUACUUCUAGUAGAUCUGACCCCCUGUUUAAUGUUUGUGAAUCAUGAUUUAGUUCUAUUGUCAUUCAAAUAUAUCAUGUCCAUGCUUGACUUAGAGUCUUGCUUUCAUACAUAACACUCCUAUCUGUUAAACAGGGUCUUUAAUCUGUAUAUAUUUUCCAUUAGAUGUUCAACACAUAACAUGAUUCUCAGUAUAUAUCUUGUCUGAUUUUAUUGGAGUAGAUUUCAAAGCAAAAUACUAAACUACCAAACACUAGAGUUGUGGGCUUAUUAUAUUAAAUAUAUAAAAAUAAAGUUUGAAAAGGGAAAUCCUAUGCUGUCAACCACUAGAUUUACAUGUAACAAUAUGCCAUGGUGUUAUAACAGUAGGUCAAGUGUCAAUUCCCUCAUUCAGAUUUGUAUAUAUAUAAAUGAAGUUAGCCAUAAUGGUUGUACUUUUAGAUUAGCAAUAGAUGGGAUACUUGUAGAGUUUAUUGUUUUAAGUAGUAGAUAUAUUUUUCCAGGUAAUUCGGUUAUAAUCUCGAAUCAAUGGUUAUAUAGUUAGAAUUCCAAAUCUUUAAGGAACAUCACUUUAAAGUUUGGGAUUAUAUAUUGUAAUCAAAUCUGUAAUCAAAUCUGUAAUCAAAUCUUUAAAAUUUAUGAAAUUGAAAACCAUUAACCAAGACGUAAGUAAGUGUUAAGCAUGUGAACCAUACUUAAUUUAAUAAAAGAGAUUAAUAUAUAUGAUGUUAUUAUUAAUAUUUUAUUGAUCUCAUUGCAAGAAGGCAAAUAGAAUGACACGUAAUUGUUCCUAAUGGAAAUCAAUGCAUAAAUCAUAGAACCAUGUAGAUAUGUUAUAUGUAACUCAUUUAUUAUAGAUUUAAUUUUCUGUUUAUAUGUGGAAGUAUAAUAAUAUUAUUAUAUAUGUAUACUUUACAAUACAAUAUUUUUAGUAUAUUAUAUUACACUUGAUUUUAUGUGAUUUCAUGAAUAAGGCCUCUAUUUUGUAGUAAAGUUUGUUUAUACUACUAUUACUGUGAAAAGUCUGUUUAUAUUACUAUUACUGUGGAAAGUCCUUGUGUAAUACAUAAUUCUCAUAGUGAAAAGUUCUUGUGACUGUUACAUGAAUAGCUUUACAGCUCUUUUCUCACUUUUGAUAUUCAUUCUGUUAAUAAAUUAAUCACAUCCUUGUACUGUGUUUCUAUAGCAGCUAUCAAUUGUAAAAGAUACUUUAAUAUUUACAUCCAAUAAAUCCACCAUGUAUACAGUAUACAUAAUGUUUAUUAUUACAUAUGUACCAAUCUGCAAUUUAUGUACAGAUUUCUUUAAAUUCAUAUGUAUGCUAAACCAAAUAUAUAUUUUAUUGAGUAUAUACAUAAGAUAAGAAUAUAAACAUUUUGUAUAUUUUAUGGAUUUCAUACAUAAUAUAAACAUCAUCUAUAGUUUAUGGAUUUCAUACAAUACAACAUAAACAUCAUAUAUAGUUUAUGGAGUACAUACAUAAGAUAUAAACAUCAUGUAUAUUUUACAUACAUAAGAAUAUAAACAUCAUAUAUAGUUUAUGAAGUACAUAUAUUAGAAUAUAAACAUCAUAUAUAGUUUAUGAAGUACAUAUAUUAGAAUAUAAACAUCAUAUAUAGUUUAUGGAGUAAAUACAUAAGAAUAUAAACAUCAGGUAUAUAUUGUGGAGUACAUACAUAAGAAUAUAAACAUCAUGCAUAUUUUAUGGAGUACAUACAUUAACAAAUAAACAUUAUGUAUAUUUUUCGAAGCACGUACAUUAGAAAUAAACAGUAGAGUAUUUUACAUAGUGCAAAAUUAUAAAAUAAAGAUGACAACCUUAUUAAAAUAACUAAAACUGUUACAUUAAAUUGAUCGUUCACCUAAAUAAAUUUCAGAGAAUGAUUGGCAUGAAAUAUUCCUGAAUUCCACAGUUUGAAAUGCUUUUUAAUUAAAUAUUGAGUGCCUUUUUCUGUAUAUAGUAAAAACCUUACAUCAAAAUUUGUGUUGCUACGGUAAUAAUUGAUGUUGAUUUGUAUAUGUAAUCUUUUCACACGGUUGUAUAAUUUGAAAAUGCCACAGUUUUGAAGCUUCAUCUUUUAAAGAGAUUAUUAUAUAAUAGCUAUACAUUUUAUUUUGAACUCUUUGAUGCUGAUUGUCUUCCAUAAAUCCUAUUGAUAAAAACAAUUCUUAAUGGGCAGCUUAGCUCUAUGUUUGGAGUGAAUUAUUAUGAUGAGACAAAAGACAAAAGUUUCGUAUUUGAUGUGUAUUGGACAAAGAGUUGAUUGAAUUAUCAGCAUUGAGAUUUUUUAUACGCCCACAUUUUCAUGUGGACGUAUAUUGUCAUCGCCUCUGGACGUCCGUCCGUCCACAGUUGUUUGUGAACACUCUACAGGUCACAAUUUUUAUCCGAUUUCAAUGAAACUUGAAAUAUAGGUUUAUCAGCCUAAGAUCUCGGGGCCUUUCGAUAUUCGCGCAUAUCAGAUCGUAACUUCCUCAAGAUCUUGGUUCCUUUUGAUAAUCGCAGAUACCCAAACUUAACUUCCUGGAUUAUAGCCCCUGAUUGUUCGAAAAAUCGCAUUGUUAGCUUGCGGAUUCUCUAGAGGUCACAAUUGUUUUCUGAUUUUAAAAACUGUUUAAAUACAUCACCAUUCCACCAUAAUGAAGGUUGAAUUCGAAUUUCGGGAAUGUCGAAAUGAAACUGCCCGACAAAAUGGCCACUAUUUAUUCGCAAAUUGUGUAGAAGUGUCUAAUACGAAGGUUGUGUACCCUCUACAGGUCACAAUUUUUAUCCGAUUUUGAUGAAACUUAAAACAUAUCUUUAUAUCCCAAAGAUCUCAGUCCCUUUUGAUAUUUGCACAUUUCAGGCCAUAACUUUCCCCUGAUUGUACAAAAAAUUGCGUUUGUUUUUAGCUUGUUCUCUAUCCAUCUCUUGUAAAAUGUGGGCGUAUUCUGCCUGGCAGCCGCUGGUUUCAGAACUUGUAAUAUUUAAGCUUAAAACAAUAUAGCAUUGUACAUCAUUCAUAACUAACAUUUAAUCUGAAGAACAGUUUACUUGAAAGAUCAUAUUAUUGUCGAAUCAUAGACUUAUCAUUGAAAUAGGUUUAAUAUAUAGCAGCCUUUCUGUUGUUAUUUACACCAAUUUUACCUACGUAAUAAUGAUUCUAGACAGAAGAUCUACAUAAAACAUAGGGUCCUGCGGUGUCCUCCCACAGCUAAUGACUCCUACAUGAAAGCAAAUUAUUAUGAUAAAAUUAAACCAUUGGUUAGUCCCGAAAUCAUUUGAAAAGUUCACAUAUCUAACACACAUUUUGUUGUACUGUUGUAAAUUAAAAGGUAUUUUAUCUUUUAUAUAUAAAUAAGUACAUUUAUUUGAAAACCUUUUUAUUAUAGUUAGUAAAAUUGUUACUUAUUACAGUUAGUAAAAUUGUUACUUAUUGCAUUGUCCCCUUAAAGGAUCAAUCCUACUUUUUCAACCAAUUUAAAAAUAAAUAUCCAUAAAGUUGUAUUUGAUUCAAAAUAUCAGUUUACAAUUAACAUUUUUCCUCUCAUUAAAAAUUUGAUGUUAUUAAUAUCAAAAAGUGUUGAGAAUACUUUUAUUGUGAAUUAAAAAAUAAUUUGAAAGCAAAUUAUUCUUCUGGAACCUGGAUCCAAAGUAUGUUAAGCCACCUUACAAGAACAAAAAUUAAGGCUCUUUCUUAAAAUAUAUUUUUUUAAAAAAAAACUUACUAAAGACCAUGCAUAAUUAUUUUAAAAUUGCUGUGGCGCAGAUUUGACACAAGUAUUUAGGAUGUGUGUUUGAUGUUCGGAGAUUUUAUCUUAUUUUUAAACUAAAACUUUGUGUAAUGUAAAUAUAAUGAACAGGUUUGUUAAUUAUUUAAUGGAUAGUAUUUAUGAUAAUUUUUAAUUAAAUGCUAUAAUUUCUGUGGUUUUUUUUUUUUUGAUUUGUUAAUAUAUUUUAGAAUUAAUUUCAAUACUUGAUUUUUAUUUAGCCUUCAUAUGUUUUUGUGAUAUAAUAGAAAAAGUGGAAUUAAUGAUUUUUAUUUUAAUGUGGUUUUAUAUUUAGAAACCUACAAGCUAACAAUGUACACAGGAGUCUCACUUCGGGCCUUAUAGAAUGUGAACCUCAAAAUCAUUUAUCCUUCAACUAACUUGUUUUUUUAAUCAUUAAUAUUUACAAUUUUUAUACGUCCACAUGAAAGUGGACGUAUAUUGUCGGCCCCUGUCCGUCCGUCCGUCCACAAUUUGUUUGUGGACACUCUACAGGUCACAAUUUUUAUCCAAUUAAAAUAUAGGUCUAUCUCCCAAAGAUCUCAGAUCCUUUCGAUAUUGGCAUAUAUCGGACCAUAACUUCAUGGAUUAUGGCACCUGAUAGUAGGAAAAAUCACGUUUUUAGCUUGUGGACACCCUAGAGGUCACAAUUUUGAUCCGAUUUUGAUGAAACUUGAAAUGCAUGUUUAUAACCCAAAUAUCUUGUUCCCUUUCGAUAUUUGCGCAUAUUGGAUCGUAACUUUCUGAAUUAUGGCCCCUGAUUGUACGAAAAAUCACAUUUUUAGCUUGUGAUCCCUCUAGAGGUCACUAUUUUUACCCAAUUUAAAAAAACGUUUUAGUAUAUCAUCGUUACACCCUAAUGAUGGUUGAGUUCGAAAAUCGGACCAAAACUGCCGAACAAUAUGGGCCGCCCCUUGUCCUUAAAUAGUGUAAAAUAUGGUAUAUUAAGGUUGUGCACCCUCUAGAGGUAACAAUUUUGAUCCGAUUUUGAUGAACCUUGGAAUGCAUGUUUAUAUCCCAAAGAUCUUGUUUCCUUUCGAUAUUUACACUUAUCAGAUCGUAACUUCCUGAAUUAUGGACCCUGAUUGUAUGAAAAAUCUCAUUUUCUAGAGGUCACAAUUUUUACCCGAUUUAAAAAAUCGUUUUAGUAUAAUAAUUAUCAUCGUUACACCCUAAUGAUGGUUGAGUCUGAAUUUUGUGAAAACUGGACCAAAACUGCCAGACAAUAUGGCCGCCCGUUGUACGCAGAUAGUGUAAAAUAUGGUAUAUCAAGGUUGUGGACCCUCAAGAGGUCACAAUAUUGAUCUGAUUUUGAUGAAACUUGGAAUGCAUGUUAAUAUCCCAAAAAUCUUGGUUCAUUUCGAUAUUUGCACAUAUCGGAUCAUAACUUCCUGAAUUAUGGCCCCUGAUUGAACGAAAAAUCACGCUUUUAGUUUGUGGUCCCUCUAGAGGUCACAAUUUUUAUCUGAUUUAAAAAAACAUUUAGAUAUAUCACAAUUCCACCAUAAUGAAGGUUGAAUUGGAAUAUUUGCGCAUUUCAGACCAUGACUUUCUGGAUUAUGGCCCCUGAUAGUACAAAAAAUCGUUUUUGUUUUUAGUUUGUUCUCUAUCCAUCUCUUGCAAAAUUUGGGCGUAUACUGCCUGGCAGCCACUGGUCACUGUGCAGGGAAAAUAAAGCCAGUCUUUUAGAAUGUAGUAACCAGUUGUAUGAUCUGUUGCUUAUAGAAUAAAGAUCAGUUAUAGACAAUAGAAUCCUUCGUUUCUGGACAAUGUUUGUACAUCAAAACCACAAAAUGAUAAUCUACAUUGUAAUAUAUGAAUUUGAUUGUACAUGUAAUAAUUGUUUAACUUUAGAAUUCUAAUGUUUCUAUUAAAUUUAUAUACGUUUACUCUGAAAUAUAA
Patella vulgata (common limpet) is the source of this 9637-nucleotide messenger RNA. Its product is annotated as polyamine-transporting ATPase 13A3. The transcript is spliced from 31 exons. Gene Ontology annotation, cellular component: membrane. The coding region runs from base 52 to 3777 and encodes 1241 amino acids. Gene Ontology annotation, molecular function: ATP hydrolysis activity; polyamine transmembrane transporter activity; ATPase-coupled monoatomic cation transmembrane transporter activity. The record is from RefSeq and is a predicted model, not a curated record. NCBI's taxonomy places the organism in Eukaryota, Metazoa, Mollusca, Gastropoda, Patellidae. Gene Ontology annotation, biological process: intracellular calcium ion homeostasis; polyamine transmembrane transport.